Molecule: messenger RNA, 1854 nt
Organism: Nicotiana tabacum (common tobacco)
Lineage: Eukaryota; Viridiplantae; Streptophyta; Magnoliopsida; Solanales; Solanaceae
Source: RefSeq, a predicted model, not a curated record
AUGAAUUCCUACCUUUUGGAUGCUCUGUUCAACGUGCUCAUAUGCACAACCUAUAAGGUCAUAUUGGAAAGAGAUGAUCAAAUAGAGCUUUCCUUCUCGAGGACUUGGGAUGUGUCACUUCAGGACAAGCUCAUUCCCCUAAACAUAGACAAAAGGUUUAUAAUGCUUAAAGGUUCCUCAGGUUUCUAUUCUUAUGCAAUAUAUGAACAUUUAGAGGUAUGGCCUGGUUUCAACCUUGACGAGACUAGGAUUGCAUUCAAGCUCAGAAAAGACAAGUUUCAUUACAUGGCAAUGGCAGAUAACAGGCAGAGAUACAUGCCCUUACCUGAUGACAGGUUACCAGAUAGAGGACAACCACUUGCUUAUCCUGAAGCAGUCCUGCUUGUCAAUCCUGUGGAGCCUGAGUUAAAAGGCGAGGUUGAUGACAAGUAUCAAUACUCAAGUGAGGACAAAGAUUUAAAAGUUCAUGGAUGGAUUUGUAUGGAUCCACCACUGGGGUUCUGGAUAAUUAUUCCUAGUGACGAAUUUCGAUCUGGGGGACCCCUUAAACAAAACCUCACUUCUCAUGUUGGUCCAACUGCUCUUUCUGUGUUUCUCAGUGCCCACUAUGCAGGAGAAGAUUUGGUUCCAAAGUUUGGAGAAGGAGAGUCAUGGAAAAAAAUCUUUGGACCAGUUUUUAUAUAUCUUAAUUCUGUCACUGGAGGGAAGGAUCCCCUAAUUCUCUGGGAGGAUGCCAAAGAACAGAUGCUGGUAGAAGUUCAAAGCUGGCCUUACAGUUUUCCAGCAUCUGAGGAUUUUCCAUCAUCAUCUCAACGCGGUAAUAUUAGUGGAAGAUUGUUAGUCCAAGACAGGUACUUCAAAGAUGAUAAGAUAUAUGCUUCUGGUGCAUAUGUUGGCUUGGCUCCACCAGGAGAAGCUGGUUCAUGGCAAAGAGAAUGCAAGGACUAUCAAUUCUGGACAAAAGCAGAUGAGGAAGGCUAUUAUGUAAUCAGUGACAUACGAGCAGGCGACUAUAACUUGUAUGCAUUUGUCCCUGGAUUCAUUGGAGAUUACAAAAGUGACACUAAAGUUACAAUUACCUCAGGUUGCAGCAUUGAGAUGGAUGAUCUUGUCUUUGAACCCCCAAGAAAUGGACCUACACUUUGGGAAAUUGGCAUUCCUGACCGCUCUGCACGAGAGUUUUAUAUUCCUGAUCCAGAUCCAAAAUAUAUCAACAAACUCUUUGUUAAUCAUCCUGAUAAGUUUAGACAGUACGGGCUAUGGGAGAGAUACACUGACUUGUAUCCAAAUGGUGAUAUAGUCUUUACAAUUGGAGAGAGUGACUAUAAAAAAGAUUGGUUCUUUGCUCAAGUCACUAGGAAAAAGGAUGAGAAGACGUAUACAGGAACAACAUGGCAAAUAAAAUUCAAACUUGACAGUGUUAAUCGAAAUGAAACCUAUUCACUGAGAUUGGCACUUGCAUCUGUAGCACAAGCUGAAUUACAAGUUCGCAUCAAUGAUUCAAGCAUGAAUACUCCUCUAUUCUCAAGUGGAUUGAUAGGGAAGGAUAACGCGAUAGCAAGGCAUGGAAUUCAUGGUCUCUACUGGCUGUUCAAUGUGAAUUUGCAGGGUGACAUGCUUGUUGAAGGGGAAAAUACAAUAUAUUUGACACAAGCAAAUGCAACUAGUCCUUUCCAAGGGAUCAUGUAUGAUUAUAUACGUUUAGAAGCACCUCCUUCCCAUGACUAAGGCAAAUUGUUUGAGAUGUCUUUGUAUAGAUAUUUUUUACUUCAUUACGUUGAAAAUAUGUAAAAUUCUUCUAAAUAUUUUGUACUGUCAUUACUUGAUAUAAAUGCUUCUUUCAUCUUUUCUUUA